Messenger RNA from Desarmillaria tabescens, 837 nucleotides. RefSeq lists its product as uncharacterized. The record is from RefSeq and is a predicted model, not a curated record. The coding region runs from base 1 to 837 and encodes 278 amino acids. NCBI's taxonomy places the organism in Eukaryota, Fungi, Basidiomycota, Agaricomycetes, Agaricales, Physalacriaceae. The transcript is spliced from 3 exons.
AUGUUGGCGGCACUUACCCGAGUUCUCUCUCCAUUCUUCGAUGCCCAGGGGAGAAGGCUGUUUGUAGACUUACAACAGCUAACUGGUGCUCUCAUAUCAGGCUCGACGGCGAUAUCAUUCUUCAAUGAUACGAUGUACCGGAACUCAGAUCUCGACGUAUAUGUCGAGCACGAUAAACAUGCACCACUGAUCAAUUUUCUCCUCGAAGAAGGAUAUACUUUCAUUCCUUCGAAAAAAUCCAAUUCCCAUAGCAUCGACACCCCUCUCUUCCCACCCACACCUCCGAAUCAUAUCAGAUUUGAAUUCGAUAUAACCACAUAUGACAGCGAAAGCAUUCUCUCUGUCUACAACUUCAGACGGCAUGACACUGGUCGAGCAGUUCAAAUCAUCGCCACUAGCCAUUGUCCUCUCAAUACUAUUCUUAACUUCCAUUCUACGUGCGUUAUGAAUUUCAUCAGUGACUGCUAUGCUGUCAGUCUAUAUCUGGAUGCAACAUUUGUAUAUCACGUUGCUCUCGCCAACUAUCGAAUGACACAUAUAAACGACAGUGGAUGGAAAUACGUCACACGAAGGAAAUGUGCCCAUACAUUGGAUUACCGGAGUGUCGUUCGAAGAGUAGGGGAUGAAUUUUGUUGGGUUGUCGACUUGUGGGACGAUGUGGAAGACCACCACAAUCUUCAGUGUAAUACUUGGACUCUCAGUUACACCUGCGAGGAUCACAUUCGCUUUGAUUUUGGUGUUAUGCAAUCUCUGCUUUUUAAUUUGUCAUAUUGUGUUGCAGGAGCUGUACGAGACAGGGUUCCCAUCUACGCGAAUGGCUGGUAUGAGUCCAAUUAA